UGCUCUAAAUCCAAGGUAGUAUUUUUUCAUUAAUAGUCCAGACUUUUUUGUAUACUUGUGACUAAACUACUCUCUAGACCUUGAGGGAAGGCAAGCAGUACUUAGAUCUGGCUCUGACCCACCCUAAUUCUGACAUCAGCAAGCGUCACAAGUAGCUGCUCCUUGGAAUCACCAGAAACAGGGUGAAGAGGAAAUUCACCAGGAGACCAUUCCAAAAUCUACCAGAAUCUAACUUGGGUUUUCAGCAUCACAGUAGAUUGUCGAAGAGGAACACGGCUGACAGACCCCCCUAACAAAAAGAAAUAUAAAAUGAGGUGUUCUCUUUUACUAAAAAAUCAAGUUGAUAUGAGCUCAGUUAAAUACCCACUAUGACACGUACCUCACUUUUCUUAGACCCAGAGCAAUCACUGCUGCACUUGACAAAGCACUGGGCAGCACUGGACAUUUUUUUUCUGGCAGAGCAUUACAUGUGGUUAUGAGAUGGGCAUACCGCCUUUUUGGGUUUUGGGGCAUCCAGAAUCGAGGACUUUGGAAUGAAGACAUCCAUCUAUUUCACAUAUAAAUAACAUAAAAAUGUCAAAGCAAUUUAAUUUUUUUAAAAAAGUGGGUGGACUGGAAAAUAAUAUAUUUUUGACAUUAUGGGAACUUCUAGAGUCCUGGACUUCUAAAAAUAACUGGAUGACAACCUUAUUUAUAAUUUUUCUGGGAAUUAUCUUUGCGAUGAUACUCAUAAAGAUUUGUACAGCCUUUCAGAAGAAGCCUGCACUUCCUUCAGAAAAGGAUAAUACAGAUGCCCACAAGUUCAGCCUGAGCUUCUCCUUUUGGUGCUCUGACAUUUUUUAUUCCCAUUUAUCUCUAGAUAACUGGUCAAUUCAUUCAUCUUCAGAAGAAAGAGUUGAUGACUUUUCAGAAAGAACAGUUACUUCAUCACUUACGUCUGAAGGAAAUGAAGGUGACUUUGGAGACAGAGUUUCACUGCCAGAUGAACCAACACAGGCAAGUACCAGUGAAAGUAAAUAUCGCGUAAGUCACUUUAGUGGAAGUCGUGAGCCAUCUUCAGAUGGUACGAGCUCGUCUUUGUCACUGUUCCAUUCAGAAGUACAGGAAAUUUUUCCAAGGUGCAGAGGGUAUCCUGAAAACGAACAUGAAACAAUACAGUUUUCAUCUAAGAAAUUAUUUUCCAUAAUGAAAGCCAACGAAAAUAAAAAUUUGAUGUUUUCUUCUGACUUCAACGUUUCAAGAAUUUCUAGAAUCAUUAUAGAAAGUGAAGAUCUAGAUGUGGCACCAUGCCCUCCUGCCCAUUUAUUUCUUUCGAGAGACCAAGUUAGACUUCUGGAAGAAAAUGUGAGAAAUCAAAUUCCUUUAAAAUCCAAAACGACUUUAGAGAGUAAAACUACCUGUCUGUACUCAAGGUCUCAAGAGCCCUUGAUUCAGGAUCAGCAUUCUGUUAGAAUGGACAUUUCUGCCGAAGCACAAGGUUCUUUUCCGGGACAAAGCGCUCUUCCAAAUCAAGAUUUUUCUGAAGCCCAAUUUACUGGUCAAGCCCAACAACGUGUUAACAACCAGGAAUCAAUCAACAGCCAGCCUGAUAUCAAGGCCAGAUACAUUGCUCUGCCUCACGAUCUGAUGCGGAAACCACUUUCCAGCGGCACACAAGACUCCUUCCAGACCCAGGAUAGGGACAGGAGCCAACAUUUGGUCCUAGUCCCACAUUCUGUUGAGAUUCAAGAUUCAAUCAAGGACCUAGAGUCUGAUACAAAACACUCAGAAGAGGCCCAAUAUUCUGUUUGGUUUGAAGAUUCAAACAAGAUUCAAUAUUCAAUCCCAGGGCAAAAUAAUAUUUUUAAUAAUGCCAGACAUCUAGUUUUAACUCUAAGCCCAAAUUCAGUUGCUAAAGUGAUGCCACAACUAAAGAGUGUAAAGACAAAGGGCCAGAAACAAACUGUUAGCUCAAACUUAAACCAGUAUCCUGCAUAUGGCUCAGUGCCUCUUUCACCUACCAUGACCAGGCAGAAAGAGAGAAGAAAAACAUUACACAGUAAAAGUAAAUUUAGUCUCAAAGUUCCACCUCAAAAGUCAAAGAAAACACCAACUUCACGGGUAUCUCAAAUCACAGUAUGUCACACUUCAGAAUGUAACAAGUUAAGACACAGGUAUAAAACCAAGAAGAAAGAGUUACAUCAAAGAAAAGGUAUAUCAGGUAUAGCGUUGUGUCUUAUUUAUGCUUUCAAGCUUGUUCCUCCUUAUGUUAGGAAGUAUUCCAGGAAAAGACUAGCGAAAUUUAUGCCAGGUUUAACAGGAUGUAGACAUUUUCUGCUGAAGCAAAAUAAGUCACUGUAUGCAGAGAAAGUCAACUAUGCAGGGCCUGUUGAGAAAAGAGGAACCUCAGGGAGUACUCAAAACGAAAAGCAUCAUGGCAGAGACAGUAAAGAACUAAAAAACAUUUCACCAAAAAUUCCACCUCAGCUAGAAGAGUCUUUCAUGGUCAAUACUUCUACACAAAAAGCACCUCGUUCUUCAUUAAUAGAAACAAACUGGAAGAAUAAAGAGUCUCUUAAAGACCCAAUUUUACAAGCAAAGGAAACGCAUAUUGCAGAGUUUUGUGCCCCAAAUACUGAAAAAACAUCUGACCUGCAUAUUGCAAAGCAUGAGACACCUUUAGAAGAAGCUAUAUCAUCACCUUUGCAGAAAUUUGAUUCCUCUCCCAAAAUGGAGUCGGACAGAAGAAAGAAAACACGGGAGGACCUAAAAAGUACAGAGAAUUCACAUCUUCUACUUACAAGUGGAGAGAAGUUACCAACUAGUACGUCAGAAAUGCAAAGGUGCUUUCCAAAGGGAAAUACCCAAGAAAAAGAAGAUUUUCUUGAAAUUGUUCUGGAGUCUUCAGAUGUCAACUUGCUCAUUUCACUAGGAACCAAAAAGCAUAAAAGCAAUGAACGAUCAGCAGGUGUAGAAAUUCAAGAGAGUCCAGGAGGUGUAAUUGGGAGGGAAAAGAAACCAUUAAUGGUUAAUGUUACAGAAGAUGGUGACCUAAACGAAGGUGAGGAACUCGAAUGCAACACUAGGAGCAGCAUAAACAAUAGGCAAGAUGAAAGGAUAUCUGAUGCCUUUCACGACGCUACUCACACUGCCCUUUCUGGACCGCCUCACGUGGAAACACAGAGCGGAUUAGAAACCAAGACAGAUGCAUCAAGAAUAGCGCUUAGUCAUUCAGCGGUAAAGCAAGACGGAUUACCAGAUGACAAGAAACCAUGGAGUGCCGAGUACAUUGAGAAGAGACGUAUAUUUAAAAAACCACAGGAACACGACAGAGAGGAGGAACGACAGGCUCUAGAAGAAGCAGAUGCGCAGCUGACACCAGGUUUCAGGUUCAGUCUACGACUAAAGCGGAAGCCCAAGUACGUCAGAUUUGAAAUAGGACAGAGCUGUUCAGAAAGUAGAACAGCUCAUAACGAAGAGCUAGAGGUACAACCACACACUCUUUCUCCAGAAACGACUGUGGGGGCUGGCCCAUGCCCCACAGUGGAUCCAUUUCAGGUUGAGAAGGUGAAGCAAAGCACAGACAGACCGGCAGGCAGGGAAACUGCAGGUCCAGUGCAUCCUCUCACAGUGUCAGAGAGCUUGCCAGUUUUAACUGAAACAACAGAACAUGGUGUUGCAUUGUGUGGAAGCCCCGGAAAGCCCCUGGAUGAUCCAACUGCAGAAGAAAAGGAAGACUUCAAAAGAGGUUUACCUGAAGUUGCCCUGGGGUCUUUCCAUAGGCGUAUGCUUCCUUUAUCAAAUGUGAAAAGGCAGAGAAUCAGAAAAAAGUUACCAGAAACCAAAAGUGUACUCUGUCUCAACUGUGUAAUUAUGAAAGUAAAGACACCACCAGUACCUCGUAGAAGAAGAUUGAGAGGUGAUUUCAAAAUCAUGAUUAAACAAACACUGCAAGAUAAAACUGUGGCAGAUAUGUUUCUGGAUGUUAUUGACCCUCACGUGUCUAUUUUGCCUCAUAUUAGAACACACAGCAGAUUAAAUGCAGAGAAUCACAGUCAUACCAAGCUAAAACAAGAGAUACCAGAAGUUGAAAGAGAAGAAAAGUAUUCAGAUACCAUUACUAAAGGAAGUGACUCUGGAGACACAAGAGAAGUAGCUAAAUUGCAACAUGAAGUGAGUGGGGACAAAGCUUCACCAGAAGCAGUCCUUGAGGACUGCUGGAACCUCAGAUUGGAUGCAUAUCCAGAGAAAGAGCUUAAAACAAAGACAGUAAUGCAACAACCAAUCACAUUUGCAGAAAUUAUGAUGGAGUCUGUUUACUCGGCCAUAACAGAUUCAUUCCUUGCUGAGAAUAUGAAGAAAAUCCUGACCACACAAACAGAUUUAAGAUGCACUGCAGAUUCUGAGAUGCCUCCUCCAGCAUCAGAAAAAUCACUGACUGGAGACCCUUUAACAACAAGAGAAAGUGAUGUUCCAGAUUAUGGAAGUGAUACAAGGGAAAUGGUUUGUCCUUUUGCAGAAACAAAGGCAGAAUUACCCAAAGAUUUACCAGAAAAUUUCCCAGAGACUUUUAAUUGCCACAUGCCUGUUUUACCUCAUUCUAAAGUGAAGAAAAAUAGAGUAGGAUUCUCAUACCUAGAACGUAGAGUGAAGUCCAAGUCUGUACACAUGAAGGCAUUGAAGCCAUCAAUUUCACAAAUAUGUAAUAUCACAGGUCAUAGAAAGAAACUGGAAUCUGACUUUAAGGCCAAGUUUGAAAAGGUCAACCAAGCUAAUGGGCUGGUUUAUGAAUUUCUAAACACCUUUUACUCUCCUGCGUACAGCAGGUUACAAGGAGAGACAAACAGCUUCUGCCAUGCUCAGGUAAAGCUCCAGGGACUAGCAGGUGAGGGGAGACCACGGUAUGUUGACUUCUUGGAUAAGAGUAGUGCAUUCUGUGACAGAGAAGAAAAAGUACAAGAUGGGGAGGAAGAGGAGCAAAAAACGUUGCUAGUAACUGCUCCGAAGCAUAACCGGUACCUCUGGAUCAAUGGGUAUCAAGGGAAAGAGACCCACCUUGCUGAACCAGACCCAGCGCUGGACCGUUUAACACAGGAACAAGAUAUACAGCACCGAACAUGCUUUACACAAACUGCUUUGCAGACUGGCCUCCAGAUGGGUCCUCGAGAAGCUAAGGAACUCCAGAAGAUCAACAAACCAGAAGACGACAUAACAGCCCCUACGGGUCUGGAGAUUCCAGCUCCCAAGGCUUUACCAGCUCCAGAGACUGGCCAAGGCCUCGUAUUCCAUGUACAUCAGAAGAGGGAUCAUGACCUUGUCCACUCAGAUGAGGAACCGAAACAACCAGGAAGUAUAAACAUUCAGGUACAACCACAAACGCAUCCUGCACAGACUAUUUUAAGCUCUGCUUCAUGCCCUACAUCGGAUCAGCUUCGAAUUAGACAGCUCGAGAGCUAUGCUAGGUUUCCACCUCCAAUGUCAGGAGAAGCAAACUUUGAUGAACAAAUAUUUUCUGCACGAGAACGUGGUGUUCCAUCUGAUGCAAACCAUCGAAAGGAACAAGCUGAUGGUAUUGAAAAGAAGGAGACAGUGACUUUAGAUUUCUGCCUGGCUUCUUUAUCUAUAUCCAAAAGCAAGAGAAGCUUCAAACAAUAUUCAGACGUGAAAACCUUAAUGAAGCCCAAAUGUGGAAUUUUAAAAGCAAAGAAGCCAUCAAUUUCAAACGUGCUCAAUAUCAAGGGUGGUGCCAGCCCAAAUCACAGAAAAGAAUUGGGAUAUAACUUAACAACCAAAAUGAAAGAGGUGGAUCAAGGUGAAAAAAUGGCAGAUGACAGGUACUCCCUCACGUCUGUUAUACCUGCCAUUAAUAGGUGUAGCAAGAGAGAGAGGGAAAAAGACAUGUUCGGAGAAAAAAGACUCAGUUCUAAACAAGUAAAGCGAGAGAGAUCACCACAGGAAGGUAAUAUGCCUCCGGAUGACACCAAAGAAACCAAUCUUCAAGAUGAAGAGGAAGAAGAAGGUGAACAGGAGAUGUUGUUAAAGAUAAUUCCACAGAACAGCCAGCAUUUCAUCUUCUGUUCAGGCCAGAGGAAGGAGCUUGACCUUCACAAAUGGGGAAACAAAGGACGUGGGAAAAUUCUGUUUGUUACAGGACAAGACGUCCCACGACGAACACAGCUUCCAGAUCCAACCCAGGCAGAGAAGCCAGAGAGAAGCCAGCAGACACUAAAUGGCACGGUGUGGUCAGCAAAUUCAACCCUGCCCUUUCUAAAGUCAAAGGAAUCACUGACUGGUCCAGUUUUAAUUGAUACAACGAAAUGUGAUGUCCCAAGUAAUGGGAGAUGUACGGGGGACCUGUACGAUCAUGGUAAAGAGGAAAAGGCAGAGUUUAAAGAAGAUGUACAAGCAACUGUCCUAGAGCUAGAGAAAUCACCAAGCGAUGGGGAAGCAUGGGAGGCCACUUUGACUGAUACACAAAGCAGAUCCAGCAACACAGGUAAAAUGAAUGUGCCACAUAGAAAGGAAGAGGAAAAUAUCCCAGAAAUGUUAGCAGAAUCAGUUCUGCACUAUAGUCGACACUUCCAUCUCAGUUCCCAUCGUAUGAAAAAUCUUGGCCCCUGCAAACCCAAAUCUAAACUGAGUAGUUCAGAAGGCAGAAGGACUUGGAAUUUGUCUUGUGCCAUGCAAAAUACGAGGCAAGAAGAACACGUUAGAGAAACUGUUUUAGAGACUGUUUCUAGAAACGUGAUGAAUUUUAUUCGAGUACAGACACUGAAGAAAUGUCUUCAUACUCAAGAGGGAGUACAACAUAUGGUAGGUCUAAAGACCCCAUUUCCAGAAGCUAGAACAUCAGAGACUGGUUCCAUACGGUGUGAUGGUCUCUGGGAUGGAAAUCCGAGGAGGAAAUGGGAUUGUCCUGUUUCCAAGAAAGAGACAUGGGAUCAAAGUGACUUAGUAAGAACUGUCUUAAAGCCUUUAGAUUUCUCCAGCCUUGAUUCGUCUGAACCCAAAAGCCAGAGUGACACAUUAGAGGUUGCAGACAAGAAAAAUACAAUGAGUCCCAAGCAGGUAAUUCUGGAGGCAGAGAAACCAUCAAUUUUACAGGUGCUUAAUAGCACAAGGUGUCUUAUAGGAAUCCAUAGGAAAAAAACCCACAAAGUUAAGUACAAGAUAAGAGAGAGGCAAUGGAAUGAAAGUGUGAGAGAGACAUUACUCCUCACCACUGAGGGGGCUAAGAUUCCAACGCCCAAGUUAGUGAUUGAUCAAGCCUCAUUCGGUACAGCAGCGGAGGACACUCUGUAUAAUGACAGAGCACGUCACCAAAACCUGGGUGGCCUUGUUACAGAGAGAAAGGCAGUGUCGGAGGAAAACUUAGCCACAACUCUCUUGGGGCCUUUAGAUUUAUUCACGCCUGUUUUAUCUGACUCUGAAAGCCAGAUAAACACAGCACAAGAGAAAACCAUACUGAAACCCAGAUGUUUAGCUCUGAAGAAAAAGGAGCCACUCAUUUCACAGAUACUUAAAAUCAAUAGGCAGUUUGCCACAAAGCAGAGGACAACACUUAGAUCCAAUUUAAAAACCAAAAGGAAAGAGAUUUGGCGAGGGAAAAAUGUGGCUGUUAUGUUUACAAAUGCCAUUUACUUCACGUUGGAUACCUCUGACAUUAAAAGGCAAAGCAGAUUCAAAACAGAGAUAGACAGAAUAGCAAGAUUUAGUCCUGUACAACCAACACACGUGGAGUUGCCAGUUGAAAGCCGAGUGAUUUUACAAUCAGUUAAUGCCACAGGUCAUGCUGCUUUAAGCAUCAGUAAGGAACAGGAACAGGAACAGGAGAUGGGCAUUGAGAGAGAGAAAACUGUGUUAAAUGCAGACCUAAAAUCUACAGAUGCUUCUACGUCUAUUCCACCGCACAUAAAAAUGGAGCAGUCACCUAGUACCUGGGGUAACUAUGAAGAAUCUUCUGAAAAGAGAAAUGCCCCGAACAAAGCAAAAGUGACAGAGGAAGACGAGUAUGCCCAACAGGUCUUGUUUGGAACACCUCCACAAAAUACCCGGCCAUUUGAGUUUCUACAAACGAGACAGCAAGAACCAUGUGUCUCCGGAACCAUCCAGAAUUCUGCUUAUGCUUACAAUCCUAAAUAUCCUAAAAUCCUAAAACAGAAAGCUAAUGCAGAAGCAGCAGGUGUGAAAAACACUACGCAUACUGAACAGGUAAAAUCGAAGGCAAAGAAACCACUUGUUUCCCUGAUGUGUAACACAACAGGGUGUGAAACCCAAAGCAACGAAAAGGAAACAAGGUGUAACAUCAAGAAACAGAAGCCGGGGUUCCAGCAAGGUGAAGCUGAGGUAGAGUUCGUUCUGAAAACUGUUUGUGACUCUAAGCCUAUUCCACCUGAAACUCAAGCACUGAUGGAAGCAGAAAGGGAGAAAGGCAAGGCACAAAGGCUGAUACACAUUCCCCCAGAGCCAAAGCUGGAGAAAGCGCUAAACGGAAGACAAAUAGCACUUUCACAGUCCAUUGCUAAGAGUGCUAAAUCAAGAAACAUUAAACCACUGAGACAAUAUAUUAGAGCAAAGUACCAGACUGCUUCACCAGACGCUCUCCCACGGUGUAAAUACCGAUUCGUGAUGAGCCAGCCACUGAGGAAGGGGCCUGACGAUGUCAAGUUCACAGACUUGAAAAGAGAAGUAUAUCCUGAUCGACAUUCACAAAAGAGGGAAAGCAACUGCACUACGUCUGACAUCUCAAGAAUUAGAUUACACACAAAACACAAAUCCCUUAUCACACCAGGAGGAAAGGGGGGAGAUGGAGACGUGACCCAACAUCCAUUUCCAGAUCCACAGUGCAGGGAAGUACCCAAGAAAACGGACAUGUCCUUACGUUCAAAAGGACAGAAUACGUUUCUUCCAGAGUUGGAUGCUUCUCAGCAGAAGACUUGCAAGGAGCAGAAACUGCUGAAACAAGGAAGUAUUUCGAGGACACACCUGGAGCAUACUUGGUAUCCCAUUAUGGAAACUCCUCAUUUGGAAACUACAGUAAAGGUCUCUGAGGAAGGUAUGCACAUUGACAGAAAAAAUAUUUCACAUCUGUUGGGAAGAGAAGGAUUAAGAGAAACUGAUAUCUUACAAGGUUCAAAAGGACAGACAUUUCUUGGUACAGAUGUAGAGGCCCAGCGAUAUAGGUCUGCAGUGCAGAAAGGAGAAGUGAAACCAGAUCACGCUCCUGAACGGAUUCUGGAUUCGUUAUCUUGCCCCAGUGAGGAGCCUCUGCACGUAAAAGGGGCAAGAAAUGCAACAGGGAAAGAAAAUGUUAACAUCCCUGUCGUUUCAAGUGUAAAUCCGUGGAGAAAAGAGAAACCAAAGUUAAUGGAUAUUCUGUCAAAAUUGAAUGGACAGAAAAUAAAGUUUUCCAAAAACUGGAGGGCAAAGCAACAAAAUAGUUCUAACCAGAAGAAAGAAAAUCUGGAAUCAGUUUCCUCUUGCAUAUUGCAUCAACUCCAUAUUGGAAAGCGACAGAAAGAAGUCUCAGCCAAAGGAAUCAGUCCAACAGGUUUGAGCCCAGUGGUAGAGAAAGCAUCAAACAAAGCAGAUAUUCCAGUGGAUCAACCUCCAUGCUCAGAAGGAAUUAAUGUGCAUAUUAGAGGAAGAAAAGAACAUCAACAAGAAAAUACAUGCAAGGCUCUUCCAACAUCUGUUUCUCUUUCUAUGAUGAAUAUACUUCAGAUUAAAUCGUUAAGGGUAAUGAAAGCAUUAAAGGAAGUCGAUAGUCCAACGUACCUCACUUCAGAUACAGAAGGAAUUGGCUUUCCUAUUGCAGGAAGAGAAGAGCAACCAGAACGUAUACGACGUAUGUGUCGCAAUCUUGCUUCUGACUCUUCGAGAGAUCUAUUUCCAAGUAAGAUGCCGUACGAAAAGAAGGCAUCGGAAGAAGUAGUUAGCACAGUGGAUUACACUCCAAGUGCAGAAGGAACUGGUUCGCUUAUCACAGGAAAGGGAGACCAGCAAGAGACACGUACUUACGAGGCUCUUCGAAAGUGUGCAUCUCACUCCCAAGCAGGUCUACGUGAAACUGAUACCCCAGCGCAAGAAGUAAAACUAGAUGGCACAAAUAGGAUGAACUGUGAAUAUUCACCUCCACAGGCUAAGGAAGCAUUAAAAGGAAUGGGUGUUAUUGUUGGAUAUAUUCCAAAAAGUGAAGGAAGACAAAAGUUACCCAGGAGAGAACAAAGCCAGCAGCACCUGCUGACUCCCUCUGAGAAUCUUCUGGAGCAUACGUCUCACCCUCAAAACAAUCCCUGGUUGCUGCCACAUGUAACACCUCCGACAAAGGAAGCAUUAGCAGAAGUAGGCAGUGUGUCAAGCAGGACAAAAGGAUUAGACUUGAUUUCUAAAGAUCAACUAAAUACCGGAUGUGAGUAUGGCCUGGAAUGGACUGUACCCUCGAUUCCUCCAAGGCAAACAACAAAACAAAGUACAAGACCGCCUCUAGAAUCAUUCACUAAAACUGUAAAAUAUCAGAAUGUCUCAUUGCCGAAAGGAGAGAAAUCACUGGAUGGGGCGCAGGUAAUUGAUUCAAUAUCAAAUAUUAGCUCCCCCAAGCUAAGAGUUAGAAAGAAUGUGCAAUUACGUAAAGUGUAUCCAAAAAAGGUGCAAAAAGAGGUAUGUCUACCUGGAUUAUUUUCACAUUCUCUUUCUAUCCAUAUGCCUCUUUUGCCUGAAAAUAAAAGACAGAAGAAUGACUUAAAGCAAGGAGUUAAGAAAGGCAUAAUACACCCCCAAAGAACUUUGGAGAAAUUGGUAUUUUCAAAUAUAUUUAAUACCACAGACGGUGGUAGCCCAGGCAAUAGAACAGAACUGCAGUGGAGCAUAAAAGAGAAAAUGGUAAAUAUAAAACAUAGAAAGGUCAAACCCGAUUUGGUUUUGACAAAUAUAUAUGAGUUCAUCCCUUCUUUACCUUACCUCAAAUUGAAUAAAAAGACAAUUGAUGAGAUUAUCUCAAAUAAUGAAAAAGGAAUAAGACAACUUAUAUCACAGAAAAAGGAGGAAGGAAGAAAAGUCAAUAUGAAAGCAAUAAUGGAUCCCAACGGUAUCUUGAAAGCAAAGAAAUCAUCACUGUCACGUAUACUCAAUGAAAAGGAAUUGCCAGGGCUGUUGACCAUUAUAAAACAAGAGAGCAACGUGCAGACAGGUAAAGGUAAAUCAGGUGUGAAACUGACAAACCUGUUUACUUCCUUACCAUCUCUAUCACAUCCUAAUUUGAAUCCAAGAACAAAAGGGGGAAGAGGUAAGUCAGGAACACCAUGGAACUGCCUUCCGCCACUAAACCUCCAGGCAUCAUCAAAUAUCAGGAAAACAUCAUUUGCAGAGUCAAUUAAUAGAGACAGUUUAAGCAACAUAAUAGAAUCAAAACAACGUUCGCCCCAGAAAAAGAAGGAAGAUGGAGACAGUAUAGUAUAUAUGAAAGAUAUAAGGGGCUGCAGAUGUGCUAAAAGAAAGAAAAAACUUUUUACACGUACACUGCAUGGAAACGAACCACAGUGGAACAAUAAAGAGCAAGAGAAAACGAUGCAGGAAGAUAAGAGUGAUCUGGUUGUAGUUGAGAAGAAGCCCUGUGUUUCCGUUCCGCCUUCACCUCACCUGGAACGGGGUCCUGCAGUGAAAGAGGAGGCGUGCGUGCGAGGAGUGUCAGGGUUCUGCCCUCCACCAUUGACCCUCCAGGGAUUGUCAGAUGCAGUGAUAAUAUGUGGGGAGCCAACUGAUGAUAUCUUAAGCAGCACAGAAAGAUCAAAAUGUAUGUCACAGGAGAAUGAAGAUAAAGUGGAAAUGGCUUUGGAAGAGAUAAGGAAUCCCAAAAGAAUAGCUUUGGAGGCGAACCAGUCUCCAGUUGCACGGGAAUUACAGUUGAACAUCAAAAAGAAAGAGGAAAAGAUGCAGGAAGAUAAAGAUGAACAGGUUGGGAUUCAGAGAAAAUCUUGUGUUUCCAUCUCUUCUCCGCCUUACUGUGAAGUGGACACAAGAAGGACAGGAGAAGCAACCACGCUAAGAAAAACAAGAUCCUCUUUUCUACAACCAAAACUCCAGGAUUCUUCAGAUGCAGGAAACAUAGCUCAUAAAAAGUCUGUUUAUGGUGAUAACUCAAACAAUGUAAAAAAAGCCAAAGAACAUAUAAUGCAGGAAGAAGAGGGAAGAGUAGAAAGGGUAAAAGUCCUACCUUUGGAGAAAAAGAAAUCACCAAGUUCACAGGAAAUCCAGUUGGACAUCAAAGAACAAAAGAAAAAGAUACAAAGAAUUCAGGGUGAACCAAGUGUGAUUUUGACAUGUACUUCCAUACCUGCUACUUCUUUUAAGUUGGAUAUAAGAAUAAAAGAGGAAGGCUACAGAGCUGAAGUAACAAGGUACUCCCUUCCAGAGCCAUCACACCAGAAAUCAUCAGAUGUAGUGAGAAAAGAAAAUAAAGAGUUCAUCAAGGGUGAUAUCACAAGUGAUGUACAAGCGGCAAACGAAUAUCUGCCCCAGAAAGGAGAGGAUAGAGGAAAAAUAGUAAAUAUGAAAUAUAUAAUGUACUCCAAAGAGACAACUUCCAAGGCAAAGGUAUUACCACUUCCACAUACACCCAAUACCCCUGGCAGGUGCAGCCCCCAAAUUAGAGAAGUACAGACAAACAGAAGAGAAGACUUGGGACACGUGCAGGAAAGAAGAAGUGAACUAGAUGAGGUACUGACAGAACCUUGUCUGCCUCAAUUUACAUUAAGCAAAGUUAUAGAAGGCAAGAAAGAGAAGCAAGGAGUAAUAAAACCCGGCAUUCCAUCCUCAUGGCACAGGGAAUCGUCAAAUGCAGAGAAAUUAAAAUACACACUGUCAGCUGUUAAUGAUAUCCCAGGUGAUUUGAAAAGAACAAAAUACAUGACACAGAAAGAAGAGGAUGGAGCAAAUAUUUUUGUGAGACACCUAGUGCAUCCCAAGUGCUUAGCUCUGAAAGCAAAGAAAUCACCCCUUUUCCAUACACUCCAAGCAAAGAAACUGCAAGUGAACAUCAAAGAGCAAGUGAAAGGGGUGCAGGAAGGUAGAAGGGACACGGUCGUGCUCCUGAGCAAAAUUUGUCCUUUCGUCACUUCUUCAGUUCAUCUUAAAUUUGACCCAACAACAGAAGAAGAAGGUGGUCCAGGAAUCAUAAGGAAUUAUGUGCCACCCCCCGAGCUCCAAGAUUCAUUGCCUUCAGUGCAGAUAGCACGUCCGAAGUCAACUCAUAGCCACAGAAAGAAAGGAAAACAACAUCCACCACCGAAAGAAAAGGACAGAGUACAGACAGCAGCCAUGAGCAGCUCAGUGCGUGCCAGUGGCACAGAUUUCAAGGCAAAGACAUCAUCCCCUCCUUGUGUGUUCAGUGUUGCUGAGCACGGUGCUCUGAGUAGGAGAAAGGAACCAUGGCCGAGCAUUGAGGAGAGAGUAGAACAGGGGCAGGGAAGAACCGAAGACCUUGGUGUGGCUCCAACAAACACGCCUCCUUCCUCGCCGUCUCCAUCUCACCGUAGAUUGGAUGCAGGAACCAAAGGAGACGAAGACUUGCCUGCAGUUGCAGGAUUCGCUCCUUCACCGUUUCAGCUCCCUGAGUCAUCAGGUGCAGGGAAAAUCAGAUAUGCAGAUUCCAGUCAAGGUAUUAGCUCAUGUAAUGGAAUCAUUAAAACUAACGGACAUAUGCCAUGUAGAGAGACAAAGGUCAGAGUAAAAACAAAAGACAAGAAAGAUAGGAUAUACCCCCAAAAAAUAACUUUGGAAGCCCAUACAUCCCCGCUUACACAUCUACUCAGUAGAAAGAGACUACCUUUGAAUGACAAAGAGCAGGGGAAGGAAGUGCAGGCCCUCAAAGGUGAGCCAGAAAUGGUUCCGAGGGAAACGCGUGCCUCCUUACGUGCUGCAUCUUACCUGAAGUGGGACGCUAGCAGGACUGAAAAGGAAGACACAGAAAGAAUAACACGAUCCUGUUUUUCACCACUGACGAUUUGUGAUCCAUUCAAUCCAAGCAAAAAAGCAGAUGCUAAGUCAUUUGAUGGUUAUUUGUUAAAAGACGAAGAUAGACUCAAAACAAGUAUUGAAGACAAAGUGCCCCCAAGUGAAAAAGCAGAUACUAGGUCAUGUGAUGGUUGUAUGUUAAAAGAGGAAGUUAGACUCAAAACAGAUACUCAAGACAAAGUGCUCCUGAUACCUGUGCAUCAGAACGCAAAGGAAUUACCACUUUCACAUAUACGUGAUACCAAAGAGUUGAAGUGGAAAAUUAAAGCGCGAAAGAGAAAGGUACAGAGGGAGGACAGUAAACUAGUCACAAAACUGAAAACCAUCUAUACUUCUUUAGUGGCUCUACCAUAUCUUAAAUCUGAUAUAAUAGAAGGAGAGGGGUACAUGAUAAUAAUUACAAAAUUGCCUCUCCCACAAGCACAGUCCAAGGAAUCAUCAGAAUAUGCUGAAACCAAUGAGGGACAACUUUCAAAAGAUGUAAAAAAGUUAAAAGAACACGUGCUACACAAAGACGAGAAGGAGAGAGAGAGAUAUGUGGAUAUGAAGAGUAGAGUGGACCACGAUAAUAUGGAUUUCAAAGCAAAGGAAUCACCUGUUUUACUUACAUACGAUCUAAGUGACCUUCAGGGGAAAACUAAAGGGCAAGAAGGGAAGGUUCAGGAAGAUAAACGGGAGCCGGGUGAUGCAAUACUGACCGAGACUUGCACUUCUAAAUCUUCUCCUCUUCACCUUGACAAAAGCCCCAGCAUCAGAGAAGAGGGCAUGCCAACGUUAUCAAGACCCUCUUUUCCCCCAGUAAACUUCCAGAAAUCUUCAGGUUCUGAGGACGUGGUACAUGCAGAGCCAAUGGCUAGUGAUACUAUCAUCAGUCCCCCAAAAGAAAAACAACAUUUGCCCCAGAACAAGGAAGAGGAUGGAGUAGAAAGAGGAAACCUCGUGUCCCCCAAACAUCACGAAAAGGAGAUGCAGGAAAGUAAAGAUGGACCAGGUAUGGUUCUGACCAAAUCUUCUACUUCAUCACCAUCUCUCCCUGCCCUCAAAUUGGAUAAAGAAGUACAAGUCAAUGAUGAAAUGCUAGCACUUGAAAGGUCUAUUUUGCCGAGAAUAUCAUGUGCAGGGCAAAUAGUACAUACAUAUUCAAUUAGUGGGGAUACCAUGAAAGAUGUUCAAAGCGAGGAACGGCCUGUGCCCGAGAAAGAAGAGAGGGAAAGAGAACAAGCGGUAGAUAGGAGAGGUGCGACGCACACCGAAGAUACGUCUUGGGAGUCCAAGAAGCCACCUUCCUCACACGUGCUCCACAGAACAGAAUUACAUGUGAACAUUGGAGGGGUAGAGCAGAAGAAGCAGGAAAGUCAAGGUAAACCAGCCAGUACGGUGGUAAGAAACAUUUAUGUUUCCAAACCUCCAGCUGAGCUGGAAUUGGAUCAAGGUACACAAGUAGAUGAAGGAAGGCUUGGAAUUAAAAAACCCUCUCUACUUUCACGAAUGCUUUCAGCAUUAUCAGAUGCAAAGAAGAGACCAGCUACGAAGGGAAUUGGUAGUGAUGUAAGCAAAAGAAAACAACGUAUGUCAGAGGAAGAAAAAAAGUAUGAUGUGCAAGAAGGAGAUAUGAGGCUCAGGACAGAUCACGAAGAGGCAACGAUUUCACCAAUACCACAUGUCCUUAGUACAGAGGAAUUUGUGUUGAAUGUCACUACAGGGCCAGGGGAAAAAGUGCACAAAGGUAAAGAUGAACCAUGCACGGUUCUGACAAGAACUUUUCCUUCCAUCCCAUCAGCACCUCUUUAUCCAGAGUCAGGGAGCAAAACAGACAUAGACGCACCAGGAAUCAUGGGAUCCUCUCGUCCACAGCAGAAUCCCCAGGAAUCAUCAGAUACCCAGAAAACAGCAAUUGGAGAGUCAGCUGCUGGUAAGAGUGAAAUUGUUAAAAAUGCAGAACACUCGGUGCCAGAAGACACCAUGCAACAGUGGACCUCAAACUUCAUGAUCAAUGUACAGCGAAGGAAAGAACCUCCAGGAGUCAAAUCUGAAGGAGAUUUGAGUCGGUUACUUUCACAUUCACAGCAUGAGGACUUUUAUUUCACAGGAUUUGAUACCAUUACGAGUGGGGAAAGGCCGGAAUCUUUCUUUUCAGGGCCAGAGGCUCAGCGAGAAAAAUACAAACCAGAAACUUUUACUAUGGUUCUUUCCUUCCCCAUGAUGGAUCGAACUAAAAUCGAAAAUCUGAAGAAAGAAACGGAAAUAGUGAAUAACUUAAACCAUAAAAUAAGUCCUCAGGUUUUAGUUUCACUUCCAAGGAAACUAUCCAAGGACACAUAUGCCACACUUGGCUCCCCUGUCAGUUCAGAAGGAUUUUCUGCCUCAGAGCAAGGUUGCCAACAAGAAACUUUAUCAAAAGCAUCUCUAGGAUCUGCAGAGUCAUGUAAAUUUGAUAGGCCAGAGGAAGACAGACGAAAUAAUGAAAAAAUAAGUGAAAUGUCUUCUCCCAAAGUGUUAGCACCACAGACAAAGGAAUCACUUGAGAAAAUGAAUAUCACAGAGUCAAAUGACCCCCAAAAUAUAGAAAAAGAAGUUGUCGUGAAAAAGCAAGUGUUGGUGCAGUCUGGGAGUGGACAGAAGACCAGGGUGGAUUCUAGCCUUUCUCUGAAGAUUCCACUUCAAAAUGGAAAGCAGAAGACACCACUGGAAAUAGAUAUGCACAAGCAAACUACAGUGUACCCCGGAAUACAAAUACUACCAGGAAUACACAUGGAUAUUACAGAGUUUGAUGCCCAAAGAGGGAACAGGGAGCAGACAUCGCUUGUUCCAGAACAAGAGGAACACAGUCUAGAAUCACUUCAGAAGUCUAUUUCCUCCUGCUGGACUUUUGCACUUCAAUCUGGAGAUCUGGAGGAAAAAAAAGAAACUGACACAAGCUCUACUAGAAAUCUGGUGCAAAAAAGGUUACAAAUAAAAGAAGAGAUAUUAAAAAUAGACACAAAUAUAGCUGUCCAUCUGGAAGAGGACAAAAUAGAAAUGCACAAACACACCGUUGUUAAUCUGGAGGAGGAGACAAUAAAAGUGGACACAAGCAAUACAGUAAACCUGGACCCUGCAUCUCUAAAGGCAGAGGAACCUCAAAUUAAGACUCAGGUAGUCACUCAUAUGGCAAACAGCUGCCUAAUCAAGCAAAAACAUGAAAAGGAACGAGAAGUGUCUGGUGCAAAACAAAACGUUCAGCUACAAAAAAUGUUUCAAAAACAUGUUCUGGAUUCAUUUUAUGCCUAUAUUCCUCUUCCUCCCACAGUUGGAGGCCAGAAAGGCAGAUUAACAAUAGCAGACUUGAAAAGAGAAUUGAGCCCCAAAUAUUUAAAGAUGAAAACCCCAAAGCAUCCAGUUCUACAGAUUCUAGACAACACGGGACACGGUACUCCUAGCAAUCGAAAGAAAUUAGAGUAUAACUUUAACAAACCAAAGAACAUAGCUGUGUGGACAGAAGAUGCCGCAGGAAUAUUUGUCAGAAGCCUUUCUAUUUCCAUGGUGAGUCCGUCUCAGACUAAAGAAACAGUAAAAUCUGAGACAAACCUAGAAAGAGCAAAGAGAACCCGACUUGCGAAAUUCCAGAAGUCACCAAACACUAGUGAAACUGUGCAGAGGGGCAGCUCAAGCGCUGUGAAAGGAGGGGAGCAGAAUGUUACAGAGACAGAUCCACGGCAUUCCCAGCCCUUCGUGGUGGAUGAACAGCAAAUGCGCAAACGUCCUAGUGUCACAUCAGAAGCAAAGCUUAGCAGUCAAAUAUAUAAAAAUGUAGCUCCACAAACAAAAGAAAGUGUUGUUCCAGGCGAUCACGUCUCCAGGAUAGUAAAAGAACCUGACUUGCUUAUGAUCAAGCAAGAGAAGGCACCAAAACCCAUUCAGACGCCUCCAGAGUGUCCGUUCGUGUCUGAAGACCCAAAGGGAAAUCGUGCGUCGCCGCCCAAGCAUAGGCGUCAGAGGGAACCCGUGCAGGGCGCAGCCGUGCAAAAGGGCCGGCAACAAAAGCCGUCUCCGGGGGCCGCGCCCCGGCCACCCCAAGUUAAAAGUCAUCGCAUAAAAAUAGCGGCAGAGAGUCCAAGUGCAGAAAGUUUAUUUCCUCUUUACGAAGCAAUUAAAAAUGUCACUGAAUCCCGGGUAAAGAGUACGAUUCGAGACACAUUUUUUCCUAAUAUACUGGAACAAGUAAAAGACAAUCAGCCUGACAAUUGCAAGUCGCCACCUCUGGCAGCGGGUCCAGACGCACCGUCCAUGACGAGACCUCGCACAUUGCAGCCAAAGCCUAUUUCAGAAAAUUUUACUUGCCAAGAAAAUAUCAAGCCCACUAAUCAUUCAGAGUCAAGAGCACCUGAAAUAAAACUGAAUUUGAUACCAGAGGUGGUAAAACCAUCCUUCCAAAAGUUCAACUUUUAUCAAAAACCGGCUAUUUCAAAACGUAACAGUUGGAAGCUCUAUCCAAGACAUAAAAAAAUGUUCUUUUUGUCUCUGGGAGGGGUUGAUACCAUAGAAUUUAAGCUAAAGCACAAAUACCAAAAAGACUCACCUCCUGUCAGCUGUAUGAAGUCACUGACUGUUAAUGUUUCAAGGGGCAGUGAGAAGAGCAUUAGAAAGGUGAAGAGUAUACAUGAGCCAGAAAGUGGAACAUCUCCUUUGACUUCUGCUAGAGAGAUGGCAUUGCCUCAUAUUCUCCAAAACUAUUCAGUAGGAGCAAAAAACAAACUUCUCAUACACUUUUCUAAGAAAACACUGGAGAUCCAAAUGACAGCCUUCCCCAGAAUCGUAAGAGAAUCUUACACAAUGGCCAGGGCUCAGGAUGGAAGAAAACCUGUAUCUAAAUGUGUUCAUUCUGGUGUCAAAGUAGCAAAACGAAAAAACAGAGUUUUGUUACUUUUUGAGGAAAAAUCUCUUCAUCGGAUGGAUCUUGAUUUACAAUACAAAUACCUUCGUAUUCUCCUGGGCUCUCCAGUCAAAAGUAUGUUCCCUAAGCCAAAUGCACUUCCCAAACAUGUUCUUAAAUUACAGACAGUUGCAAUACAUAAAAAAGUAGACAACAGUGGAGAACGUGGUCGUCUUGCCGUAGAUACAAGACCAUUAGAAGAACACAUCUCUUUCAAACGGCAAAGUUUCCAUGAAAACUCAUUAGUCAGACAUUUCUUGGAGCCCACGCAGGUGUGCGCUUCUGACGCUGAUCCACACAACACAGUGCGGAACGAUACCACGGCUCUUUCAGAGUUAACAUCUCAUGCGACUCCAGAAAAAGAUAAACGAUGCCAUGUAUUGUUUCAAGAAAUAAAUACAUGUGAAUCUGUUGAUUUAAAGACUCAGGAUUUAGCUGAUUCCCAUUCAAUACAGAAUUUUGAAGAUUUUACGGAUAGUCAGACAGAUACUGAGAGUUCAGAUAACUUGGAGGAAUGCUCGGCUCUUGAUGUACAUGAGAGGGAAGAAUGUGUGUUUUUAGAUGCCAACCUUUACUUAAGUUGGAGAUCACAGACUAGUCUGUUUGAAUUACAGAAACACAUGCCUGUGGAAAAUCUCUGCAAGAAGAACAAAAUCAAAACUGAUUUGAAACCACUUUACAGUGAAGAUUCGGGUUCCCAUCAUAUUAGAGGCUGUCGAAAACAUUCCUCAAUUGUGACACCACCUUCUUGUGAACCCCACAAAAGCAGGAAACAUAGGUCUUCUUCCAAAAUGCGACCUCCUGACUCGUGGUGUCACGGUUCCUUAAAUACUGUAGAGGUUUUCUCUGUAUCGUCUUCCGUUCUGUUCAGCGAAGAGAAGCUUUCGCAGACUACAAGGAGUGAAAAGCGUUAUUCUGCAGCCCCCUUAACGGACUCAGAUAUUAAAUCACAAUCUGCAAAGAGCCAAGGCAAACCUCACAGGCAUUCAGAAAGCAAAGAACGAAAGAAGGCCGCAUUGGAUUUAUCUAGAAAGAACAACACUCCUUGGGAAUGUGAGGACACUUAUACGCAGAGUAAAGAGAAACGCACAAGAAAGGAGAAAGUACGGGAUUAUGAGUCAGAAAGAUCAGAUUAUUUCCCAAGCAAACAUAAGUCAGCAUCAAAACCUCCUCAAGAGGAUAUCAGCUUCCGUCGUGAAAGAACACAAACCCAGCCAUUUUUUUAUGCCUGUAUACCAUCAGACUCGCUGGAGAUUAUACCCCAAACCGUUCGCUGGACUAUUCCCCCCAACAUUUUAAGGAAGAAGAACUUCAGAAUUCCCCUGGUGGCCAAGAUUUCAAGUUCUUGCAACGGAGGGAGUUCACCCAAAAAGCUGCUGGGGUCGCUGUUAGGGUCCUUCAGCCUCUUUCAUCAAAAAUGAUGUUACCAGAUCAAGAUUCAUCUCGAGGGGAAAGCUGCUCACUCUUGUGAUAUUUUUUGAUAAAUAAAAUCAUAUAAAGUCAAAUGGUUUCCUCAUGAAGUGUUUUCUAAACUGAUACCUUUUAUUUCUACAGCAGGUUUGCACAGUUCUGGGAGGGAUGGAUGGGAAAGCAGAUGGUUUCCAGUUUGGUCCAGCCGUGCGUGACGCCUCCCCUCAGUUUGUGCCGCCUCCUUAUAAUCCCCAGAGGAGAAG
Messenger RNA from Kogia breviceps (pygmy sperm whale), 20574 nucleotides. The record is from RefSeq and is a predicted model, not a curated record. NCBI's taxonomy places the organism in Eukaryota, Metazoa, Chordata, Mammalia, Artiodactyla, Physeteridae.